UGAAGUUCAGUCUUCUUUUUAUUCGUUUCUCCAUUUUUUUUUUUAAUUUGUUGUUUCGCUUAUCGAGCAGGCAAAACGUUAUUUGUUUGUUCUUCCUCAUUGCCCUACAAUAAUGAAGCAACCCGCUCUGGUGCUUCUGGCGCUGGUCGCCUGCAUGGUGCAGAUGCACACUGCGCAAACUCAAGCCACGAAAGUCGACGACGCCCUCGCGGCCAUCAACGGCAUGUCUGACAAGGCAACCCUGAUUCUCGCGCUGACGAACGGCGUCGCGAUCGACUACACCCCGUCCAACUCCAACCAGCUCGUCCAGUUCAACCGCAUCGAAAAGAUCACCCCGGUUUUGAUCGGCCAGACCUAUCUUAUGGCCGGCGUUGGUUUGGAUGCAACCACAAACACCCGCGUUGGUGUCUUUGGCUUUGAUCCUUGGAUCUCGUCUGCGCCGGUUGAAGUCAAGAACACCACCAGCCGUGUCAUCGCGUGGCUUCUCACCAACAGCGCGGACUAUGCAGCAGCGAGGGCCGCCAGUCGUACAGUGACCGUGUCUUUCAUCUCCAAUAGCUGGGUCAACACAUUCAAGUCGUUCUUCCCCAAUUGGACGGUCAACGUGUGCAACCUGCAGUCGAAUCUGACGGCAUGUCUCGCAACGGGUGAGCUCCACAUCAUGUCUGGCAGUGGAACACCCACCGUGGACGUCAAGUCUUUCUUCCGCGCUCGCAUUAAUGCUGGCUUCCCAUGCUUGUACUAUCCCGAUCAUUAAAUUUCGACCCCCCC
Molecule: messenger RNA, 771 nt
Organism: Capsaspora owczarzaki ATCC 30864
Lineage: Eukaryota; Filasterea; Ministeriida; Capsasporidae
Exons: 2
Coding region: 113-757 (214 amino acids)
Source: RefSeq, a predicted model, not a curated record